AUGGAUAUCCUCGGUGGUCCGGACCCAUCGUCAAUCUCCCAGGUUUCCUCGACUAAAGGCGCAAUUACGCUCCCCUGGCCCAAGUCAGAUAGAGUUCGGCUGAUAACUAAGCUUGGAACGGGCUGCUAUUCGGCUAAACUUCUGAGCGACAGUGCCGUAGCGCCCUUCGAGACGCAGCCCCUCAUAUCUGCGGGUGCGUUCCGGGAGAAUGUCCGCUUCCGCAACGAAGUUGGUACCAAAUCAUAUUUCCAUAAGGCUAUUACUUCUAGUCAGGGAAGUCAAUCAGAGCAUACAAGCGUGUCAGCAAAAGGUUCAGCAGGCUGCACGUUUGCCAAUAUCAGUGGAACCGGGGCAUAUAAUAAGAGUGUUAUGGAAAACAACGAUGACAUCAUGGCGUCUAUUCAGGCUACUAUUCGGACUGGUGUGAUUUACUUCGACCAACCCCGGCUUUCUUUGGAUGCCAUUGCUGAUGUACGGCGUUCGAGGAAAGAUCCUAGCUACUUUUCCCGGAAGUACGGGGAUUACUAUGUGGCGAGUCUGCGUCUGGGUGCUGAUGCUGGGCUGCUUGCCUCUGUUUCAACCAAGCAGCGCUCCGAGAAGGAGAGUUUGGAGGUCAAAGCUAAACUACAUGUCUUGUGGUGGGAUAUUGAAAAGGAUUACAACGAGGAACAGCAUUCCCAAGAGGCUUGGUCUAGUUUCAGAAUCACUGCCUUUGAAACAUUGGGUGGGACAAAUGUUCAAAAUGGAGCUUCCCAGGAGCAACCCGCGACGGUGGCUCUGAGCUACAUCCAACAAGUGAGCGAUUUGGAGAAAAAUGUCAGGAAUAAAAUGAGGGCACUGGAUUUGAAAGAAAACAAAACGUUGAACCGCGAGGAAGUCCAGAAGGUUUGCGAAUCCGGCCUAGUUGCCGAGGUAACUUUGCUACCUUGUACGCAGAUAAGAGACUAUACAGCUACUUUGCUUGAACGCGAUUAG
Molecule: messenger RNA, 975 nt
Organism: Penicillium concentricum
Lineage: Eukaryota; Fungi; Ascomycota; Eurotiomycetes; Eurotiales; Aspergillaceae
Exons: 2
Coding region: 1-975 (324 amino acids)
Source: RefSeq, a predicted model, not a curated record